UCCUAUAUCUCUGGGUGCAACUGCUGGAAAAAGCACCAAGCUGCUAAACCUCUAUGCCAUGCCACCAUUACUACAUUCAUUGGAAAGUACAUAAUAGAGAAUGGGGACAAGCAGUUAAUCAGAGAUGCAGCAACACAUCAGUUAAACUCAGAGCGAUACGUUCACAGUUUUAAAGAUCUGUCCAACUUCUCCGGAUCAAUAAAUGUUUCCUAUCGCUAUCUGGCUGGCACACCUUUACUAAGAAAAAGAUAUCUUACCAUUGGACUAUCUUCAGUCAAACGGAAAAAGGGGAAUUAUUUGCUGGAAACAAUCAAGUCCAUAUUUGAGCAGUCAAGUUAUGAAGAACUGAAAGAAAUUGCUGUGGUAGUACAUCUAGCAGAAUUUGACUCCACCUGGUGUGAUGGCAUGGUUCAAGAUAUUUCACAGAAAUUUGCCCAUCAUGUAAUUGCUGGCAGAUUAAUGGUAAUCCAUACACCAGAAGAAUACUAUCCAGCAUUGGAUGGGCUUAAGAGAAAUUAUAAUGAUCCAGAAGACCGGGUGAAAUUUCGCUCCAAGCAAAAUGUUGACUAUGCAUUCUUGCUUAACUUUUGCGCUAACCUUUCUGAUUAUUAUGUAAUGUUAGAAGAUGAUGUUCGAUGUGCAAAAAACUUCUUGACUGUUGUUAAGAAAGUCAUAACUUCACGAGAGGGAACCUACUGGGUAACGUUGGAAUUUUCCAAGUUGGGUUACAUUGGGAAGUUGUACCAUUCCCAUGAUCUCCCCCGCCUGGCUCAUUUUUUGUUGAUGUUCUACCAGGAAAUGCCUUGUGAUUGGUUGCUGAUACAUUUCCGUGGACUGUUGGCUCAAAAGGAUGUGAUACGUUUCAAACCAUCACUUUUCCAGCACAUGGGAUAUUAUUCAUCUUACAAAGGAGCUGAAAAUAAAUUAAAAGAUGAUGACUUUGAAGAGGAUUCAUUUGACCUUCCAGAUAACCCUCCUGCCAACCUGCAUACUAAUAUGAAUGUAUUUGAGAAUUAUGAGGCAAGCAAGGCAUAUAGUAGUGUGGAUGAAUAUUUCUGGGCAAAAGCACCCUCAACUGGAGAUUUUUAUGUCAUUGUCUUUGAUAGGUCUAUUAAAAUUAGUAGAAUCAAGGUUGUCACUGGUACUGAAGACCGACAAAAUGAUAUUUUGCAUCAUGGUGCUCUGGAAGUUGGGGAAAAAACUGUUGGGGGCAAAAAGGGAAGGCAAUGUACUACCUUCUUGAGACUAGGAGAGUUUAGAAAUGGGAAUGUGGAAAUCACAGAUGUGGAGCACAAAGUUCUUUUUGACAUUAACUGCAUGAGAAUACUUGUUACCAAAAGCCAAAAGGAAUGGUUGAUCAUUAGAAGCAUUAGCAUUUGGACUUCACAGCUACCAAGUCAGUAAGGAAAAUCAGCAGCAGCAGAAUAUGCCAUUGCCUAAAUCCAGUGAAAUGGUGCCAUGAAAUGACUUUUUUUUUCAAUUUUUUGCUACUGAUACUGGCAAUCUAGGAAAUCACAAAACAAAUAAAAGCAAUCUAGUUUUUACUAGUUCAGUGAGGCAAUAUUCAAUUAUUAGUUUGUUGGAAUGUCUGAAUUUUAUAGGAAGUACAAACAUGUUUUGUCCAUCACUCAACCCCAGAUCCACUUCUCUGUUGUUUUCCUAUGUUUUCCCCUUUGGGAAGAACUGAUGGGCUUUUUUGAUGUUUUACAAUUUAAGGGUUUUGUAGGCUUAUGCCCAUAUAUUGUCAAAGGAAUUUAACUCCCUCAUAUUCACGUAUGAAUUUAAAAUGUGGUGGUAGUUUGUAUCUGUA
Messenger RNA from Candoia aspera, 1810 nucleotides. RefSeq names its product MGAT4 family member C (gene MGAT4C). Gene Ontology annotation, biological process: protein N-linked glycosylation. The record is from RefSeq and is a predicted model, not a curated record. The transcript is spliced from 3 exons. Gene Ontology annotation, molecular function: acetylglucosaminyltransferase activity. The annotation marks the transcript as partial. NCBI's taxonomy places the organism in Eukaryota, Metazoa, Chordata, Lepidosauria, Squamata, Candoiidae.